Perca fluviatilis (European perch) is the source of this 987-nucleotide messenger RNA. It is a transcript of the gene erg28, whose product is annotated as ergosterol biosynthesis 28 homolog. The record is from RefSeq and is a predicted model, not a curated record. Gene Ontology annotation, cellular component: endoplasmic reticulum; membrane. Gene Ontology annotation, molecular function: protein-macromolecule adaptor activity. NCBI's taxonomy places the organism in Eukaryota, Metazoa, Chordata, Actinopteri, Perciformes, Percidae. The coding region runs from base 158 to 589 and encodes 143 amino acids. The transcript is spliced from 5 exons.
AUGUUAUUGGUCAACCCCCCACAGUCCAUGAAAGUCGGUUGGCUUGACUCCCAUCGAAUUGUUUUAUAUCCAGUUCUCUCUUGUUUCAUCCCACUCAGGAACAUGUUCACAUGGUAGUUUUGUAGAGGCCGCCAGGUGCGUCUCACAGACAGAAAACAUGAGUCGCUUUCUGAACGUCCUGCGCAGCUGGUUGGUGAUGGUGUCCGUCAUCGCGAUUGGAAACACCGUGCAGAGUUUCAAAGACCACAGUUUUUUGUCAGAGAAGCUCUACACAGGCACACCAGAGUUUGUGAAUGGUCUCCAAGCACGAACAUUUGGCAUUUGGACGUUGCUGUCGUCUAUCAUUCGCUGUUCUUGUGCCAUUGAUAUCCAGAACAGAACGCUGUAUCACAUCACCCUAUGGACAUUUGUGCUGGCGUUGGGUCACUUCUUGUCUGAAGCCUUCAUCUACAAAACUGCUCCUCUGACUAUCGGAGUCAUGGCACCUCUCAUUGUGGCAACUUUCUCCAUCAUAGGAAUGCUGAUUGGAUUCCAGUGUAUCCCAGAGCCACAAGAGGAAGUCGGAGCACGACAGAAGAAACGUAACUGAAUCCUGGCUGUUUGAGUUUCCUCCCACCUCCACAAUGACCACCAGACACUAGUGGACUGGUCCUAGUGUGCUGCUUCUGGUUGUACAUUACUUUCCUACUUUUAACACUUUCUAUAGACCAUAUACAACUACGUGGGCUGUAUUUAAUGUUUAUUAAAUUUACAGUUCACAGUGCAAUCAAAAAUGGUUUGACGUGAUGAAGAACUCAGAUGACUAUACUGUAUAAAACUAUGCUCUGCUCUUCAUUGCAAAGUCUCAUAAACACAAAUAUCAUCAAUUAUUUUCGAUGUUUGUUCUGUGCUAUGUAAUGUUUCUACACCCAGUUAUUGUCAUAUAGAACUUUUAGAUAAUGAAAUGAUUAGAUUUUGGAUAUGUAUUUAUAAACCACAUGUGAAAAA